CCGGCGGCGCUACGCGGAAGUGCUGGGAAGCUCAGGCGCCGGUUUGUGUCGGCUUCUCCAGUCCGCGUGGUGAUGCCCGCAGCAGCCCGCAGCCCCCGAGCUGGGGCCGGACCAUGAGCCUGCUGGGCGGCCUGGCUCCCGAGCCACGCACCCCGCUGUCGUCCAGCAAGGCCAGGAUGAAACGGCUCCCGAAGAAAAGUCAGAACGAGAAGUACCGGCUCAAGUACUUGCGGCUGCGCAAAGCGGCCAAGGCCACGGUGUUCGAAAAUGCUGCUAUUUGUGAUGAAAUUGCUCGUCUUGAGGAAAAAUUUCUUAAAGCAAAAGAAGAAAGAAGAUACUUGCUAAAGAAGCUCCUCCAACUUCAGGCUCUAACUGAAGGUGAACUACAGGCUGCAGCCACUUCCCACAGCUCCAGUUUACCCCUGACUUACAGUGUGUCCAGCUCUGUAGGAACUGUCCAGGGAGCUGGGCCCAGCACUGGGGCAGAGGAACCAUUUGGGAAGAAAUCCAAGAAGGAGAAAAAAGAAAAAGGCAAAGAGAACACCAAACUGGAAGUUCUGAAGAAAACAUCCAAGAAAAAGAAAAUGGAGGGAGGUGCUCGCAAGCUGGUUCAGCCCAUUGCCCUGGAUCCCUCAGGACGGCCUGUGUUCCCCAUCGGACUAGGGGGUCUAACAGUAUAUAGCCUGGGGGAGAUCAUCACCAACCGACCUGGCUUCCAUGAUGAAAGUGCCAUCUACCCUGUGGGCUACUGCAGCACUCGAGUGUACACCAGCAUGAAGUGCCCAGACCAGAAGUGUCUAUACACCUGUCAGAUCAAGGAUGAUGGUGUGCAGCCUCAGUUUGAAAUUGUUCCUGAAGAAGACCCCCAGAACACCAUUGUUGGCUCUUCUGCAGAUGCCUGUUAUGAAGAACUGCUCAGGACUAUCAGUGCUACAACGGGGAAACUGGUGCCUAACCUACUUUCAUGUGGCGCUGACUUCUUUGGGUUUUCUGAUCCAACCAUCCAUAACCUGAUCCAGAGUUGUCCCGGAGCUCGAAAAUGUGUCAAUUACCAGUGGGUGAAAUUUGAUGUGUGCAAACCUAGAAAGGGGCAGCUACCCCAGGAACUGCCAGAGAAUGAUACAGCUAUGAGCCUUGAAGCCUUUCAGAGACAGACCUUUGAUGAAGGUCAUGAUGAUUCCGUUUUGCCAGGAUCCUUGGACCUCCCCGAGCUUCAGCAUGCAGCCUUUGUAUCAUCUUACCAACCAGAGUUCCUGACACACGAACCUUUGGUAGACAAUGACCUGCAGCAUCUGAAGUCUCCUUCACAGUGUAGUCCAAUUCAGUCUUCAGAUUGAACAGGAAGGGAUGUGAGCCCACUUCAUUUUCAUCAUGAACUUCUAAACUUAAAGUUUUGGAUAUAUGGGAGAAGGCAAUACUUGAGAAGUAAAGAAGAUACCAGCACAUCUCAUCAGGAGUAUCCUGUGGUGACAUUUUACCCUGAGGAAACCUCAGUUGCUUUAUUUUUAGUAAUAAAUAUCUCAACAAUUCUGCUUACUGUA
Nannospalax galili (Upper Galilee mountains blind mole rat) is the source of this 1541-nucleotide messenger RNA. RefSeq names its product transforming growth factor beta regulator 1 (gene Fyrd1). The record is from RefSeq and is a predicted model, not a curated record. Gene Ontology annotation, cellular component: nucleus. Gene Ontology annotation, biological process: regulation of cell cycle. Bases 114 to 1337 code for a protein of 407 amino acids. Lineage: Eukaryota; Metazoa; Chordata; Mammalia; Rodentia; Spalacidae. The transcript has 9 exons.